GAUAUAGUUAAUGGGUUUUAUAUAUAUUAACUUAGGUAAACAAAGAAUUAUCCUUAUAUAAAGUGCGUCUACAUACAUGAAAAAGAAUUUCCAAAAUUUCUGGUUAAAAUUAGUAAUAAUUGAGGAGCAGCGUGCAAUCAAUUUUACUAUACGCAAGGGACAGAGUGCGCUGUUGUCGAACUUCACUAACGGAGCACGAGAAGACACGAGGACCACGAGGAGGCGCCAUCGGCUUCUUUCGUACCAUUCCAAAGGCUAAGGUGUAAUAGCUCUCGGGCGACAUACUGAAAUUUAAAUUUCAAAAGAUGAAGAGCCUCAGUAACAUUCCAGAGCCUGGAUCCAGGUACACUUUGGGCGACUUAAUUGCCCAAGGAGUAUUUGGAAAAGUUUUUGAUGCUACAGAUACUCAGGCCUCAAAUAAAAAAGUGGCAAUCAAAAUCCAGAAAUAUGACGAAGACCAUAAACAGUUUGUCGAAGAAGAGUAUCAGAUCCUAAAGGAACUGAGUGACUGCGUCUAUAUAGUGAGCUUCUAUGGGGUUUUCAUGAAAGAUUCUGAUGUGUGGUUUAUUCUAGAGAAUUGUGAAGGAAAUACCGCCCUGGACCUAGUAACUGGCUUACUGUUAAAAAACCGACGUAUGUCAGAGGAGCACAUCGGAUACAUCCUGAAAGAACUCGUUAAGGCCAUAGUGUAUCUGCACGAACACAACAUCAUUCAUAGAGACAUUAAGGCAAGCAAUGUUUUACUGACAAAAGAGGGAGAGGUUAAGUUGUGCGACUUUAACCUUUCAAGAAAAUUGAAAGAUAAAGAAGAGAGAUUGUGGGAGUGUGUUGGAUCUCCUUGUUGGAUGGCUCCUGAGGUCGUAUCAGCUAAUCCUGAUGACGAGGAACAUGGAUUAUAUGACAAUCGGGUGGACGUUUGGGCUCUUGGUAUAACAGCCAUUGAACUAGCAGAAGGCAGCGCCCCCUUCCAAAACAUGCAUCCUUCACGGGCCCUUUUCCAGAUCGUGAAAAACCCCCCACCACGCCUGGAAAAAGUCUCCAUGUGGACCGAGGAGUUUCACGACUUUAUCAGCGAAUGUUUGGUGAAAUAUUACGAGCACAGGCCCUACAUUAUGGAGGUGGUGGAUCAUCCCUUUUUACAAGAAAUACCUGAAAACAAUUAUCACUUGACGUUAGAGAUUAAAUCAUUGCUGGAAAACUCUGGAAACAAACACUUAAAGAGGAGACCUCAAGAAACGGUUGUCAUCGAUAAAAAAUACUUGAAAACCUCUAGCGAUGAUAAAAUUGAGAAACUUGUCGAAGAAGAUUUGGCCGAUUUGGACAACAUCGACGAGAAAACCGUCCUGAAGCUGCUGGAGGAGCGCUUCAAACGCAAAAUGUUUUAUACUUUUAUCGGUGACAUUUUGCUCUCAAUAAACCCUAACGAGAAGCUGGAUAUUUAUGGCAAAGAAUAUCAUCAAAAAUACUUGCAAAAACUACGAUCAGAUAACGCGCCACACAUCUAUGCAAUAGCAGACACCGCAUACCAAAAUGCCCUGCACCACAAAGCACCACAGCAAAUUGUCUUUACAGGAGAAUCGGCCUCCGGUAAAACCUCCAAUUACCUCCACGUCAUCGAUCAUUUAUUUUAUAUAGGAGAGCAGCAUCCAGUAAGUAUUUUCAGGAUCAAAAAUGGGAUUAAGCUGAUACAUGCCUUGACCCAUGCUAGUACUCCUACGAAUAAUUAUUCCACCAGGGCGGUUAUAAAGACGGAGCUUUCGUUCGGUCAAACUGGAAAACUAACUGCGGCUUCUUUUAAGGCUUUGUGUUUGGAAAAGUGGAGUAUUUCGGCGGUCGAUAUGAACCAAUGCAACUUUCACAUGAUCUACUACAUCUACGACGGUCUCUCCCACGCAGACGCAGUAAAAAAAUACCGUCUUGACAAAAACCGAGAUUACCGUUACCUACGAAUUCCUUCCGACGUGGAAGCUGAUCAAAAUAAACCGCGAGACAACCGACAGCAGAACGUGAUAAAAUACAAAAAAAUCUUCAGCUACUUGGAGGAGUUCGAGUUCUCCGAGGAGCAAAUCACCACAUUUUUCUCCAUUAUCGCGGCCAUUUUGAAUUUGGGGGAAAUCCGGUUUAAACAGAACGAGGACGACGGCUCGGCCGAGAUCGAAAAUAAGGAGUUCGCUGAGAAUUUUGCUGAACUUAUGGAGAUUGAUUCGAAAAAGUUCAUUUGGGCCCUCACUAAUUAUUGUCUCGUAAAAAAAGGGAACGUCAUUAGGAAGAAGAACACUUGUGAUGAAUCCAGAGACUCCAGAGAUGUCUUGGCCAAUAAUUUGUAUUGCAGAUUUGUUGAUUAUGUUAUAGGAAUGAUCAAUGAUAAGUUGGAAAUUGGAAAAGCUAUUUUUGGUAACAAGUACUCAAUCAGGCUUCUCGACUUCUAUGGCUUCGAGUGCUUCAAACAGAAUCACUUGCCUCAGUUCCUCGUCAAUUGCCUUAACGAGCAACUGCAAUACCACUACCUCCAAAGGAUUUUCUCCUGGGAGAUCCAGGAUUUAAAAACUGAGGAAAUCGAGUUUGAACCUUUCUCUUACUUUGACAAUAAAUCGACCCUAAAUCAAUUACUUAGUAAACCUGAAGGGUUGCUUUGUAUCAUAGAUGACGCGGCCAAAAGAAACCUGAAUGGCAAAUAUAUCAUGGAUAACCUGGAAAAUCAAGAGUCCAGCCGAAUAAUGAUAACGAACAGCAUGGAGUUUUCCGUGGCACAUUAUACGGGGUUGGUGCCGUACAGUGCCAAAGAGAUGGCAUUUAAAAAUCGCGAUUUUCUACCCCCGGAAAUUAUCGAAACAAUGAGGGAGUCCGAGAAUCCCAUCGUGAGGAUGCUGUUCGUCAACAAACUUGACAGGACCGGGGGGUUGAUUAUUAAUUUCGAGAAAGCCAGAAGAAACCGAGUCGGGUUUAAUAGCAAAAGGGUGGCGGGAGUGAACGAGUUUUCUCAAAUUAAAAAUAUGAGGACCGCAGGGACGGUUUUUAGGUGCUUAUGCCUGGAACUGUUGAAGGAGUUGUCUGUUGGGGGUAGUUCAGGUGGCACCCACUUUGUUAGAUGUAUUCGAUCGGAUCUUAAAAGUAGACCGGGGCAUUUUAAUGCUGAACUGGUACGUCAUCAAAUCCGCGCCCUCUCAUUGGUGGAAACCGCGAGGGUGCGACAAAAGGGUUAUCCUCAAAGGGUGACAUUUUCAGAGUUCCUAAGAAGAUACAAAUUUUUGGCUUUCGAUUUUGACGAAAACGUCGAAAUAACUAAAGAAAACUGCAGACUGUUACUGAUCAGGCUGAAAAUGGAGGGUUGGGCCAUCGGGAAAUCGCAAGUUUUUCUUAAAUAUUAUAACGAGGAGUAUCUGGCGAGGCUCUAUGACACUCAAGUGAGGAAAAUCGUUAAGAUUCAAAGUAUCUUAAGAGGGUUCCUAGCCAAGUGUAAAAUUAAUAAGCAAAUUAAAGCCCAGGAGAAAGCGUGUGUUCAAGAGCUUAAAAGAAAAAGUAUCGUUAUGACCCAAGACGAGGCAGCAGAAAUUAUCCAAAAAGCUUACAGAAGGAACGCCAACAAAGGAAAGAAAGAGAACGUGUUCGAUCCUUUGGGGGAGAAAGGCAAACAGUUUAUCAUGCCUUUCGCUAGAAAAUGGAAAUUGCAUAGCGUUUAUCACGUGCUGAUGCAAUACCGUGCCGCUAAGUUAUAUGAUUUCUUUAAUUUAUCACAACAGGUUCACUUCUACAAUCAAACUGUUUUUUUCCAACUCCAACCGAUCCAACACUGCGUAAACUUGAGUGGAAUAGACCAAAAAGCUCAGCCGACAAACUGGUUGGGCGAAUUAAAACCCGUUAUACAAAAAGUAAAUUUUCGUUUAGAUGAAAUUCCUUUUUAUGACACUUCUGCUUUAUGUGACCUGCUUACCAACGUAGGGACUGGUAUAGGGGAAGAAUGUUGGGACAGCCCUUACCAGUGGCGUCAGAUUCAGUCAACUGUUCACAAACAUGAAGAAAAAAAUGAUAUUCUCUCAGUACCAUAUAAUAGAGACCCCGAGGAGCCGCUGGCCAGCUUACCAACCAGCGGUAGCGAAGAAAAACUUAAUAAAUCCCAAACAAACCGAAACGUCCAGAGCAACUUUAGUAAAAUAGACCGGGAAUUGCAAGGUGAAAAAUCUUUAGGACCUAAGAGCCAUCAAGAGUACAAUGGCAAAGCCUUCAAGCAAAAGCAAGAAAUGUUUACCUCUAUACAACUGAAAAGACCUGAAAAUAAAUUCAGAUAUGAUCAGAGUGAAAGUACUUACAACUCCACUCCAGCCAAUAAAGACUUUGAAUUCAUAAAAUCGACUAAUAUGACCUCAAAGCCUAAGAACGCUGACCCAAUAGCUGAACUAAGGAAUAUAGUUCAAAGGCGUGAAAGUGGUUCCGAAGACGAUCCCCCGUUUAAUUUUCAAGGGAUGUUAAGGAAAACCAACUUCCAAAGGGACUCGUUCAAAAAAGUCGUACCUGGAGGACGAAGGGAUUCGAUUAAAAACGCCCUGGAGGCCGUAAGGAGGUUUUCACUUCCCAAGGACAAUGAUAACGAGGAUAGGGAUGAAGUGAUGAUCCUCAACACUAAGCCCUGUCACAUGGAGCUGAUGCCCGGGGUGAUUUUGGAGGGCAUCGAGGUUGAAUUAUAAUUUAUUUCUAGGUUAUGUUUAGAUGUUGCUAGAGUGGAAUUUUGGAAAAAUAAAGUUUAUUGGUUUAGUUAGA
Messenger RNA from Anthonomus grandis grandis, 4755 nucleotides. RefSeq names its product neither inactivation nor afterpotential protein C (gene ninaC). Gene Ontology annotation, cellular component: myosin complex. Gene Ontology annotation, biological process: protein phosphorylation. The transcript has 23 exons. The record is from RefSeq and is a predicted model, not a curated record. Lineage: Eukaryota; Metazoa; Arthropoda; Insecta; Coleoptera; Curculionidae. The coding region runs from base 306 to 4682 and encodes 1458 amino acids. Gene Ontology annotation, molecular function: protein binding; cytoskeletal motor activity; protein kinase activity.